UACACGAAGAAGAAUGUUGUAAGUUGCCAAAUAUGGUAGUAAACACCGGCCGGGCUUCUCUAGCCAGCUAGGCUACUCCGAAAGUCUUCUGGGAAAAUGUCGGAGUGUCCCCUGCCCUCUUUUCCUCCACCUCCUCCGCCACCCCCUCCUGCAGCACUCCAUGAUUCAAGAAGCAAAAAGAAGUUUUAUCAGACGAUAGCAGUCAGCAGAAGCCCGGUGGAAGGAGACUACACGGAGCCUCUCCUACUCAUCAGUCAGAGGGCGAGCAGUUUCAGCAGAAAUCUCCACUGGACUCUGGUAAACAAGUACGUGCCUUCGCUUAUCCAAGAUGGCCCACAGUGCGGCCUGGUGGCCUUGUGGAUGGCUGCUCACCUGCUGGGGCCGCCUGUUGACAUGCACACCUUGUUUGGGACUGCGCUCAAGCGAGGCUUCACAGCACACGGGGAAAUGUUCUCAGUUCGGAACAUGGCGUUGCUGGCUGAGGAGGUGUGCGGCUGCAAGGCUGAGGCGCUGUCGGGUGGUUUGGUACGCGACAACGCCACCAGGAUUGUCGCACACUUGUGGAGCAGACAGCCUGUUCUCUUCCCAUACGAUGACGACUUCAACCAUGAGCCUUGCGAGCGUGAAGGCCACAGGGCGCACUGGGCCGUGGCUUCAGGUGUUCUCCUGGGUAUGGACCAGGGUUACGUGAGCACAGAGCCAACCCAGCCUGACUCGACUCUGCCGUGGAUUCACCUGCGUGGACACUCUGGCUUCUCCUCGUCUUUGGACAGCUCACAUAUUAGAGAGGUCUACGUCUUAGCCAAGCAGGGGAAAAGUCUGCGCUACCAGCUGUGGAGUUUGGACAGCAUUGCACGUAGCAACAAGCAGCUCAUGGAAAUGGCCCCGCAGACACGCAACAACGGGACACAUUAUGUGCUUCCCAUGGGCGGAGUUGAAGGCGGGUUAGCCGGCGAGGCUCUUUUACUGCAUAAAAGGAGACAACUUGAUGGGGACGCACGCACACAGUGACAGUUUGUGUUAUGACAGCACUUAAGUGAGUCGCGAAAACAGUCAAAAACAAUUAAAUUUAAAAAAAAAGUCUUAUUUCCAGUUUUAUUGCAAUCUGUUGCCUUCAUGGCAAAGAAGCAAAGAAGAUUCCAUAUCAAAUGUAACCUGUUGUUGCACUUUCUCCACUUAAAAAUACACUUGUGCUUAUAGAAUACAAAUAUUUCGUUUCCUCCCAAUCCGAAAGCACCCAGUUAGGAGAAGGGGGCAAAAAAAAAAUUAAUCUGUUAGCUGGUAUGCUUGCAUGGAAGAAGUAGUAGAACACACUCUGUAAACAAGUCGAUGUUGACUUUUCAGAGAUGACUGAUUUCCUGUGUGUGAUCAACACAGUCAAAGUCAUUUACUAUGGCAUGUCAAUAUUUUCUAAUUAUGCACAAUUAUUAGUUAUUGCUGUUUUCCAGUUCGGUUUGCAGAUCGGGAUGCAAGAUGGUUAAAAAAAAAAAAAAA
Molecule: messenger RNA, 1494 nt
Organism: Syngnathus acus (greater pipefish)
Lineage: Eukaryota; Metazoa; Chordata; Actinopteri; Syngnathiformes; Syngnathidae
Gene: actmap
Product: chromosome 13 C19orf54 homolog
Exons: 7
Coding region: 97-1011 (304 amino acids)
Source: RefSeq, a predicted model, not a curated record